CAAAUCUUUAUAUAUAAAUUUGCUGAUCGAUUAUAUAAGUCCGAAUAUUAAUAAAUAAAUAUGUAAUAGCCGUAUAAAAAAAAAAAAAGGAUGAGUCAAACUUGUCUUCUAAAGGCAAAGUUGCUGGUGCAGAGUUGUGUGGCCCUUGUCAAGUUUAGCAUCUCUCUCUCUCUCUCGAAAGCUUCUUUCUCUCAUAUAGUUAACAGUACUUUUGUUUAUUUUCUUCCUGGAAACUGCAUCAUCAUCAUUCAUCACUUAGACCUCUCCAUCACUCUUCCUUCUUUUGGUGUGUUAGUUGGAGUUAGCCUGUAAAAGGUACAAGAGUGAAGUUUGGAUAUUUAUUAAGACCCUCGAGUUCUACUAUGUCUGGAAGCCAAGAGCCUAGGAUCCGGCCAUCUACCUGGAGCUGCAGUGAUAUUCCAAUCAAGAAGAGGAAGUACCUUGUGCAGCCGCAACUGGAAGAAGCUGCCUCCUCACAGAUUCCACAACCUAGUGAGCAAGGUGAUACUAGUGGUGCUGGUAGGAGUGCCUUGGUUUCAUCUCUAGCCGAUGAAAAUCAGAAAAUGACUGGUCCAUCUGUUUCUGUGGGAAUUGCUGGUAAAGGGAAGAGCAUCGGGAACAUUAUUUUAGACCAAAUUAGAGUGAAAGUUGAGAAGCCAAGUUCUCCAAUUCACUCCAGUCCUUUGGCAGGGUUUCAUAUCCCUUCUACUUCCAACAUACUUGGCAGUUCUCUCCAUUGUUCUCUGGGAAAGCUUCCUGUUUGUGCUGAACACCCUGGUGUUGUUGUCACCUCAGGUGCACAAACUGGGAUGAAACUAGAAAAAACUGUUCUUAAGACUCAUGAUAGUGUCAAGGAGACGUGUGACAAGGAAACUCUCAGAGGAGAGUCUCUAACAGAAGCAUCUUCUGGUGAUAAUACUGUUUCUUUACAGCUAGGUUGUAACACUAAAAACAGUUCUCCAUAUUGGAAGAAUGAAGAGCCUACAGAACUGAAUUUGUCAUUAAGCAAGGGAGUUUGUCCCGCUCAUAACACAGAUUCUACUUCUACUUGUACUAAAUCUGGCAACAGUGGUGUGAACAGAGAAAAUUGGGAUUUGAAUACUACCAUGGAUGCUUGGGAAGGUGCUCUAGAUCGCACGACUAGAGUUAAGACAACUGGUGCAUUCUUAAACAGUAACAGAAGUCUUCGUGACAUAGAGGGAUCAAGUUGUCGUGAUACGACUGCUAUUGCAAAGUCUGUUUCUGAAAAACAGAAGGAAAAUGUAGGAUUUAGUUCUCCUAAGGUGACUUUGAUGCAAUUUGAUAAUCAGGUUAACCCCACAUGCUCACUUAGUCUAGGCCUCAGUUCAUAUCCUCCUAUUGAGAAAUCUCCUUCUCUACCAGCUACCACAUCAGAGACAAGAGCUGCUUGUACAAGUUUUUCCAGACCAGUAAUGAUUGCUGGGAAUGUGAAUUCGGUGAAUCUUAGGACUGUGAAGUCAGAAAUCAUUGAAGAGAGUGUUAGGCAGGAAACUGAGAAGAGUGCUCAAGUCUGUCCAAUUGGGCUAUCUAUUAAAGGAGUGAAACAUGAGGUUGUUGGCAGAUUCAGUCAAGGAAAUAGUCCCUCAUCUGUCAUUUUGAAGCCAGUGGUUCCUAUAUCAGUAAAGUCUGAGCCAAAUACCUUCACCCAAUCGGAAGUUUUCAAUAGGAAAGAUGGAUUGUUGAAUCAUCCCCAUACACCAAUAGUGCAAUCAAAUGACAUCCCUGAUUUACCUACAAGUUCUACGCCAUAUCAGAAGGAUACAUAUAUACCUUGUUCUAAUGGUAUUAUCAAUGCACCAAUGUCCUUAGAUGGAAUGACAAUAGUUCCAGGCGUUCAGAUUGAUCCUGACUGUACAUUAAAAGAAAAUUCAGGUCAGAGUAGCAGUGUAGCUAAAUUAUGCGAAGUGCUGAAACAUGGUGGAGUUCACACGACUUAUUCAUGUUCUGGUCAUGGUGAUCAUAACCUCAAUGCUUCAGGUGUGAAUGUUACUUCCUUGACUGAAGAGAAAAUUGUAGAUGAUUGCAAGACCUGUAUAUCGAAAGAAAUCCCUCAUAAUUCUCGUGGAACUGAUGAACGUUCUAUAAAUGAUGAAGAAAAGAUUAUUUUAUCUGGUAAGGAGCUAGAGGAACAUUUAUACAGUUAUGGGUUUGAAUCAGAUUGUGGUCAUGAUCUAUCUAGAGUAAUGAAGAAGCAAGUUGAGAAAACAAAUUUGUACGAUGACGGGAAGGUUCAAGGACCAGCUGCUGUUUUCACGGAAAGAAAUGAGGUUGCACAUGCCGAAUACGGUGGUUCUGAAACUGAACGAAGGAACACUAAUAUUCCGUGCCAUGGUGAUUUUCAAAAUUCUAACCACGUGGAAGAAAAAGGGAGUCAGCCUGCACUUCUUGAUAAUACAGUCGAAAUGGCAAGUACUGAAGUUCAUAUUAAGAGGCAUACUCCAGAACUUCAAAGUAGAAUAUUUGAUGGAUCAGGUGAAAACGAAGGCCGGAUAGUUCAGGAUGGUGAAGGAAUGUCAGGUGUCUCUACAGUGUCAGGCGGCAUUGAAAACCCUGAAAUAGUAGAUAACAGCAGUCCAGUUUCAUACAAGGCAGAAAUGUCUACUAUUGACAAUGAUCCUCCUGCGGAGUGCAGUGACGGUAGUCAGAGUCGAAUUAUAAACUUAACUCAGGUUUCUAAUAAAUCUCCAGUUAAGGCACCAGAUGCUUCAGGCAGCUUUGUGCCACCCCGAAUGGAAAGAGAUAGAUUUCAUGAUUUCCCACUCGAACCGCGGAAAUAUAUUUUCAGAGAGAGUGAUGAAUCCUACAAAUUCUCGCGUGAGAGGUACCAUGGCAAAAUCAUGAGAAGCCCAAGGUUAAAUUUCAUACCUGAUAGAAGGAGAUUACCUGAUAACACAGAAAGCAAUCUGCAUGACCAGGACACAAAAAAUUUUGAGUUUGAUAAUCAUGGAAACACUCGUCGGGGUGGUGCUUUUAUGAGUAAUUUUCAGAGAGGGAGACGGCCUACAAAUGACGAAGUAACACCUUAUUCUCACUCCUUUCCGAGAAGAAAUUCUAGCUUUUCAUUUAAUAGAGGACCAACAAAUAAAGAGGAUGCAUCUGCAUUUCACGGAUUUAGAGAUGGUGAAAAAUUCACAAGGGAAUUACAAUGUAACAACACAGAACCAAUGUUUAUGAAUCCCCAACGUCCAUAUCAAGGUCGGAGUGGUUUUACUCGAGGACGAACAAAGUUUUUAAACAACCCCAAACGAGAUUUUCCUGGAUUUCGUUCACGAUCUCCAGUUAGAUCAAGAGAACGAUCAGAUGGUUCAUCCUCGUCUUUCAGGAACAGAUCACAGGAAGAGUUCAGUGGGCAUAUAGACUUUUCUCAUCGAAGAUCACCCUCAGGUUACAAAAUGGAGAGGAUGAGCCCGCCUGACCAUACUGGUUUUUCAAGGGAAAUGGUUGUCAGAAGACACAAUUCUCCACCUUUCUCGCAUAGACCAUCAAAUGCUGGAAGGGGACGGGGUUAUCCAAGGGGCCGAGGUUAUGCAAGGGGUCGAGGUUAUGGAAGAGAUGGCAACUCAUUUAGGAAACCAUCUGAUCGUGUUGUACAUAGAAACCAUGGAAACUUGAAUAACUUGGAUCCUCGAGAAAGGGUCGACUAUAGUGAUGAUUUCUUUGAAGGUCCAAUUCAUUCUGAACGAUUUGGUGUUGAUGUUAACGCUGAGAGAAGACGAUUUGGUUAUAGACAUGAUGGUACCAGCAGCUCUUUUAGACCAUCUUUUAACAAUGAUGGUUGUGCACCUACUAAUGUAGAGAAUGAUCCUGAUGCUGUGAGGUUCCGACAGGACCCCCAUAUUAAAAUUGAAGAACAAGGGAGUUUAAUGGAAAUUGAUGGGGAAAAUAAGAUUUCAACUGAGAAUGCAUCUGGAAGAACUAAGAAUAUGGAAGAGGAGGAAACUUCAAAGAACAGUAAAAUUUGGCAACCGGAUGAGCUUGGUGGUGAUGGUUUUUAAAAUAAAGGUUAGUAUUCAAUUUGCUUGAAGCUUCUUAGACCAGAAAGAUAGAAGUGAUAGUGAAUCAGUUAUCAAACGGAGCUUCUGUGACUUUUCCACGGCCGAGACCAGUUAGUGGCUGAUUAUUGUAGACAUUCCAAUAGCUGAUGCAAAGGGACACUCUGCUCUGUUGUUCUAAAAACUUUUGAAAUUGGCAAUUGCUUGGCUGUGGCCUGUGUAUAUUUAGCACUUCUGUUGUGGAAUCAUGGAGAUUUCUUUGCCUUUCUUGCUGUGAUUCAGUUUCCGGUGUUCUCCUCUGCACUGUCGCACUGUCCGUGUUUAAGUUGGAAUGGGUAUAUGAUUGAAGCAAGAUGGUGUAAAUACAUGUGGGAAUUUUUCAGGCUUCUCUAUACUUUGUAACUCAGCUGGCUUAUGUAGAACGAUACGGGUCCAACAGAUAUCAGGGGGAGGAAUGGCUAGGGUGAUAGAAGAAACACUUUACUCUUGUUAAAAUACAGGGGUCCAGACUUUUUACCCGUACAACUAUUCAGGCAGGAGAGACGUGCAGGUUUUGUUCUUGAUGAACGAGUAUCUUUGCCGAAGCACUCGAGUGUUCUACUCGAAGUUAGACUUGCCAGAACCAUAACAACCCCAAUAUAUGGUUGAGUUGUAACUGUUAUUGGUUUAGGACAUUCAGUUUCAUCAGCGAAGAAACCAGAUGAUGGAUUCUCAUAACAUGAUGUCAUCAAUCUGGCUUGCUUGAAAUGUUGAAACAGCCACUUAUCAGUUGAUAUAGACAAAAGGAGUGUGAGAAAUAAGGGUUUGUAAGUUUGAUAAUAUUGUUUGACCCAAUAAUAAGCUUUUUAACCUAUCAAGUUGAAGCAUGUACAGUUUGGUAGAACUGGAUUUACUGGCCAUGGACGAGAGCAAACUGGAAACGGCCUAAGUGUAGGCAUGUGAAAGAUUCGUGGCACAGAAUUUUACCAGGUUUAAUCAGUAGAUGUUGUUAAUGAGGGGUUGAAGUGUUGGGAACUGGAAGAAGAAUCCAUAAGAUCUGAUUGGGGCAUGUGUAUGAGUUUGUAUCUGGUUCAUGUUUCUGAGGCAAGAAACUGAAGUUUAUUAGAGGCUGGUGUUAUAAGAGUGACGAGACUAUAGGCUAAGCUACCUCUUGACUAAUGGUUGGCAAAUCCAUCAACAUACGUCAUAUGACCUUCUACAGAAUGUGUAAGGUGGUGCUAUUGUACUAAAAAGUUGGCAUUUUAUAGUUGUAAAAAUUUGUUUACUUAUCAAACCAAACAUGUCAAAUAUACACACGUCUCAUCUGCAAGGUAAACAAUAUCCAAGUUUGUGUUGUUCAAACUUUCUUCUUUAGGCUAAAUACUCAAAUUUUAGAAGCA
Messenger RNA from Arabidopsis lyrata subsp. lyrata, 5392 nucleotides. RefSeq lists its product as uncharacterized. Lineage: Eukaryota; Viridiplantae; Streptophyta; Magnoliopsida; Brassicales; Brassicaceae. The coding region runs from base 363 to 4016 and encodes 1217 amino acids. The transcript is spliced from 7 exons. The record is from RefSeq and is a predicted model, not a curated record.